Emiliania huxleyi CCMP1516 is the source of this 960-nucleotide messenger RNA. RefSeq lists its product as hypothetical. The record is from RefSeq and is a predicted model, not a curated record. Gene Ontology annotation, molecular function: nucleotide binding. The coding region runs from base 1 to 960 and encodes 319 amino acids. Lineage: Eukaryota; Haptophyta; Isochrysidales; Noelaerhabdaceae. The transcript has 6 exons.
AUGGAGCCCGAGCGCCUCUCGAACCGCGAGGCCCUGCUGGAGCGCAUCAGCUCUGGCUGCCAUGAGCUCGACGGGCCAAAGGCGGUCGGCGUCUCCGCCUCGCUCGCCCAGCUCGACUCGCCCGUGCGCAUCUGCCUAGUUGGCCUCGGCCGCGCCGGCGCCUUCCACAUGCAGUCACUUCGCUUCGUGGGCGCGCGCGUGGCGCAGCUGGUGUGCGUGGUCGACACCAACCUCGAGCUCGCCCGGCGCACCGCCACCGAGUUUGCGGCGAGCGACUGCGUCGCGAGGGCGACCCUCGAGGAGGUGAUGGCUGACGUGGCGCUGGCGGGCCGCGUCGACGCAAUCAUCAUCGCCUCGACGACAGACACGCACUACGGGCUGUGCAAGCUCGCCCUCUCCGCCUCCAAGGCCACCUUCACCGAGAAGCCAAUCUCGCACCACGCCGACGAGGUCGACGAGGUCAUCUGCCUCGCCAAGGCGGCCAGGGCGCCGCUGCCGGCUGCAGCGGCGAAGCGGAGAGAGGAGGGCCCGGAGGCAACGACACAGGGAGGCUGCGAACAGGAGCCGCCCAACAGCCGUCCGGGAGCUCUCUCGGUAGGUGCGCUGCGCGAUCUGAUCGCCGAUGGCGCCCUCUCGUCCGAGCCAGGCAUCUUCCACGACAUGCUCUCGCACGACUUCGACAUGAUCCACUUCCUCACCGGCGAGAUACCCGACGAGUGGUCCUUCCCGGAGCGGUACCGGCACACGUACACGGUCGAGCUGACAGACCGCUGGCUCGACCCGCUCGCCGGGCCGGUCGCGGGCCAGAAGGCGAUCGAGGCGAUCGCGACUGCGCUCCAGCAGCAGUACGAGCAGUGGCAGCCGCGCGGGGUGCGCGCAGAGGGUGACGGAGCAGGUCGGGGAGCUCGGACUGGCAGCGCGACGGCCCACCGCACUUGGGCCAUAUACAAAAGCGCAUGA